AUGAAUGCCCCCGAACGAUCAGAACUCUUCGUCCUUGAAGAUGGCGAGCAGCCUGUAAUCAUUACCGAAGACACCAAGAUCCCCAAUGCUGCCACCAUCAAGGUAGUCAAACAAGACCAUACCCUGGCGAAUCUGGUUCGAGCACAACUGCUAUCAAUGCCUCAAGUUCUGUUUGCCGGCUACAAAGUUCCUCACCCUCUUCAUCCGUACUUUCUCCUCAAGGUUCAGACGGACGGGACCGUGACGCCGCAAGCUAUUGUCGAGCAGGCAUGUACGAAGCUCAUCGGAACUAUGUCUUCUUUAGAGGCCAAAUUCAAGCGGGAGUUCUCAUUCAAGGAUGUAGAGGGUGCAGGGCCAGGCAUUGGCGGUGUUCCCGAUGACCCCUAUGGCGCUGGGAGUGGUGCUGGUGGUACCUGG
Messenger RNA from Guyanagaster necrorhizus, 417 nucleotides. RefSeq names its product RBP11-like subunits of RNA polymerase. Gene Ontology annotation, molecular function: protein dimerization activity. Gene Ontology annotation, cellular component: RNA polymerase II, core complex. The transcript is spliced from 3 exons. The record is from RefSeq and is a predicted model, not a curated record. Gene Ontology annotation, biological process: transcription by RNA polymerase II. Lineage: Eukaryota; Fungi; Basidiomycota; Agaricomycetes; Agaricales; Physalacriaceae. The annotation marks the transcript as partial.